Messenger RNA from Cladophialophora psammophila CBS 110553, 1182 nucleotides. RefSeq lists its product as uncharacterized. Gene Ontology annotation, cellular component: mitochondrion. Gene Ontology annotation, molecular function: methylmalonyl-CoA epimerase activity. NCBI's taxonomy places the organism in Eukaryota, Fungi, Ascomycota, Eurotiomycetes, Chaetothyriales, Herpotrichiellaceae. The transcript has 4 exons. Gene Ontology annotation, biological process: L-methylmalonyl-CoA metabolic process. The record is from RefSeq and is a predicted model, not a curated record. Bases 1 to 1182 code for a protein of 393 amino acids.
AUGAAUAAACUCGACGAGCUCAAACACAACAUCACUGAGGAUGCGUUGAAGAAUGGUGACAAGACCUCCACCAACGGCGCCAUCUCUCGCGGACCGAGCCCCAACCGUGGUGCUUCGGUUCGGGAUGUCGACGCACAAGGCCCAGAUUCGGAGAGCAAGCGUGAGUGGCAGAAGAAGCGCGGCAUCGACGUCUCGAAGCAGGUCCGACUUGCCAAGUUGAGCCAUAUGCGAUAUCAGCAUCCUGAUCUGAACAAGAUCACGACUUUUUUGAGAGAUUUCGGCAUGCAUGUGGUCAAGAAAGGCGAAAACGAGCGCUGGUUCCGUGGCUACGGCCCAGAUCAAUACGUCUACUACGCCCGUCAAGGUCCCAAGAAAUUCCUGGGAGGUGCCUUUGAAGUCGAGUCCAAAGAGGAACUCGACAAGGUGUUGAAGAUCCCCGGCGCCACAGCCCUCACAAACGGCAUCGAAGAGAUGACUGAUGCCCCCGGUGGUGGCUACAUUGUCACCAUCGCCGAUCCAGAGGGCUUCCCUGUGAGCUUUAUUUAUGGUCAGGCAGAAGUUAAGGAGGAGAGGAAGAAGCCCGGCAAACUAGUUGUGAACGAUGAGACCGAUAAGCCCAGAGAGAAGGCGUUUCAGAGAUUUGAGCCUGGACCGGCGGCUGUUCACAAGCUGGGUCAUUUCGGCAUCAACGUCGACAACUUCCCCGCUCAGAUGGAGUGGUACACACGCCACUUCAACAUCUACCCCAGCGACAUCCUCUAUGUGCCCCAGGACUCCAUCGACCCUGCCACCGGCAAGCCGGGACGCAAGGAAGUCGCUCUCUUCGCAUCUAUCGACCAGGGCCAAAAAUGCGUCGACCAUCACACCUUCUUCAUGACCACGACCGCCCCUGGCAAGGAGAAACACGUACACCACUCCUCGUAUGAAGUGCAUGACUUCGAUACUCAACUCCUGGGUCAUCAAUGGCUCGCAGAGAAGAAGUAUGAGCCAGUCUGGGGCGUCGGGAGACACAUUCUCGGGUCACAGAUCUUCGACUACUGGUGGGAUGCCACGGGGUUUAUGGUCGAGCAUUAUGCUGAUGGAGAUCUCGUCAACGAAGACACGCCGGUCGGAUAUGGACCCGCGGAGCACGAGGGGUUGGCAGUCUGGGGACCAGAGGUGCCACAGACGUUCUUGGAGUAG